Messenger RNA from Rangifer tarandus platyrhynchus (Svalbard reindeer), 453 nucleotides. The record is from the annotation of a GenBank genome assembly. NCBI's taxonomy places the organism in Eukaryota, Metazoa, Chordata, Mammalia, Artiodactyla, Cervidae.
AUGUUCAUUUCCAGCACAAAGAUCAUGAAGCCCAACGUAGAGAAGUUGGAGGAGUUUAAAUCGGGCAUCUCCCAGGCCCUGUUGGAACUGGAGAUGAACUCAGACCUCAAGGCCCAGCUGCAGGAGCCGAACAUAACGGCCACCAAGAAAACUGAAGUUGGUGGUGGCUGGAAAGCUAUCAUCAUCUUUGUUCCCGUUCGGCAAUUGACAUCUUUCCUGAAAAUCCAGGUGCGGCUGGUGCACAAGCUGGAGAAGUUCAGAGGGAAGCACAUCAUCUUCAUUGCUCAGAAGAGAAUUCUGCCUAAUCCAACUCAAAAAAGUUAUAUGAAAAAUAAGCAAAAGCAUCCCAGGAGCCACACUCUGACUGCCAUGCAUGACACCAUCCUGGAGAACUUGGUUUUCCCAAGUGAGAUUGUGGGUAAGAGAAUCCCCAUGAAGCUGGAUGGCAGCUGA